This is a messenger RNA of Chironomus riparius, 2731 nucleotides long. The record is from the annotation of a GenBank genome assembly. Lineage: Eukaryota; Metazoa; Arthropoda; Insecta; Diptera; Chironomidae.
GUCGUCCAAUUCAGACCGAUCGUAGAGGAAGCGCGGAUAGCCUUUUUUCAAAAUACACAGAAAUUACUUCAAAUUAUGUGAAUGAAGCUGAAUGGAAAUUAGUUAAAGUUAUAGAUAAGUUUAUAAAGGAACAAUAAUUAAUGGAAAGAAGUGACAAAAUAAGGAAGAAAGAAGGUUAAAUAAGAAAACAAGACAGCACCAUCCUUAAGCUCCUUUCUUAGAAAAAAGAAAAAAAAGUAGGAAGAAGCGGAAAGCAACAACAAAUAAAAGAGGAACCGAAGGUCUCACACAAUUCAUUUUCUCUCUCACAAAUCUCUCAAAAAAUUCCAAUUUGCGAAUAUAAAAAAAAUAUAUCAACUCAGAUUCUGUAUCUGUGUGUGUAUGUGUGCGAGAGUUGGAUAGGAAAGAGUCGUCGAAAAUUGGAAAACAGAGAAAGGAAAAAAAGUCCAACAGCAUCCAGGCCAAAUCGAUUUUUAGUCAGGUGUUGUCUGCGUUUGUAAUCAGUUCAGUUUCGAAAAAAAAGCUUUCCUCUUACCCCGGAAAAAAAAGUAUUCGACGACGAAGUGCUGUGUAAUUUCAGUAGGAAAAUAUGACAAUUGUGACAAUGUUGAUCAUGAAAUUUAAUUGAGAAAAAAAAAUAUUCAUCGAGAUUAUGUGAAAAUUUAUGCAAAAAAAAAAUAUGUUGAAAUAAAAGAAAAUCCCUGCGAGUGAUAAAAAUAAAGCUAGAGUGUUGCUGUGCGGCAAGAUAAAAUAAAAUAAAAUUAAAUGAGAAGAAAAUGAAAAUUUCUUAGCUUAGAAAAUGCUGACCAUAGUAAAGAAAGUGACAUAAAAGAGCAUUAAACGGAUUAGUUCCAAAAAAAAAAGUUUUUAAGAUAAUUUACCACAGAUUUUUUCUUUCGCAAAAAUUUUUCCACCCCAUCCGCCCCGUCGCCGUUUUAUUAGGCCAAGUCGGGGCGAAUAUUGUGAGUGUGUGUGAACAAAAAAUAAUAAUUUUGUACACAAAAAUAGUCAAAAAAAAAAUAAAAUAAAAAAUCUCGUGAAUGGUUCAUGCUUAAUAUUUUCCUCUUCGGUGUCUCUCUCCUCAAAAUAAAAAUUCACGCCAAAAGGGACAACAGAGGACAUCCACAACAUACAGUCUGCUUGUAAUUUAUUAGAGAACAAGUCGAGCCCAUACGAGAUUAGAUUACAGUACCAAAAAAAAAAAUCUCAACUAGUCAGUGUGUGUUUUUGAGCGAGAAAAAAAAAGAAUUAUAAAGCUUUUCUCUCUCCAUCUUCAUUAAACAUCCAACGACAACGGCUUCACAAUUCAUUGAAUAUUUUUUUCAUCAACUGAGAGAGCGUAGGGCAGAAAAGCAUCCUGAAAAAUGACCCCGGGCCAUUACAUGUUGUGGGCUGUAAUUUAUUUUGCUUGUUUGUGUAGUGCAUCUUUAGCCAACAAUCCACGAGUGAACUUUCGAGAGAAAGAGAAGAAAAUUCUUGAUCAAAUUCUAGGCCAGGGGAAAUAUGAUGCCCGUAUACGACCGUCGGGUAUCAAUGGAACCGACGGUGCUUGUACGGUGAAUGUCAACAUGUUUCUUAGGUCAAUAUCUAAAAUAGAUGAUUAUAAAAUGGAAUAUAGCGUACAGCUAACAUUUCGAGAGCAAUGGCUGGAUGAACGACUUAAGUUCGAUGAUAUUGGAGGUCGACUAAAAUAUCUCACAUUGACAGAAGCAAAUCGUGUAUGGAUGCCUGAUUUAUUUUUCUCGAAUGAGAAGGAAGGUCAUUUUCACAAUAUCAUCAUGCCAAAUGUAUAUAUUCGUAUAUUUCCAUACGGUUCAGUGCUGUACAGUAUAAGAAUUUCACUAACGCUCGCGUGCCCAAUGAAUCUUAAAUUGUAUCCACUAGAUAGACAAAUUUGUUCGUUACGAAUGGCAAGUUAUGGUUGGACGACAGCAGAUUUAGUCUUUCUUUGGAAGGAAGGUGAUCCCGUUCAAGUUGUUAAGAAUCUUCAUCUACCACGAUUUACACUAGAGAAAUUUUUAACUGAUUAUUGUAACAGUAAAACAAACACAGGUGAAUACAGUUGCCUGAAAGUGGAUUUGCUAUUCAAACGAGAGUUCUCAUACUAUUUGAUUCAAAUCUAUACGCCAUGCUGUAUGUUGGUAAUUGUAUCAUGGGUGUCAUUUUGGCUCGAUCAAGGUGCUGUACCAGCGCGUGUUUCAUUAGGUGUCACGACGCUUCUAACAAUGGCAACCCAGACGUCAGGUAUCAAUGCAUCAUUGCCGCCAGUCUCAUACACAAAGGCUAUUGAUGUUUGGACUGGCGUGUGUCUAACGUUUGUUUUCGGAGCGCUACUCGAGUUUGCGCUUGUCAACUAUGCGUCACGCUCAGCAGAUCGAGCAGCGGACAUUCACCGCGAGACCAUGAAGAAGAAACGACGUGAGCUAGAACAGAAGCCACUCGUGAGACAUCCAGGUGAUCCCUUAGCACUCGAAAAGCUGAGGCAAUGUGAGGUUCACAUGCAACCACCAAAGCGUCAAAGUUGUUGUAAAACAUGGCUGUCACGACUCCCGACAAGACAAUGCUCAAGAUCAAAGAGAAUCGACGUAAUAUCACGAAUAACAUUUCCUCUAGUCUUUGCGCUAUUCAAUUUAGUUUAUUGGAGUACAUAUCUCUUCAGGGAAGAGGAAGAUCAAUAAAAGAAUUCAAAAAAUUUACUUCAAACUCAAACUUAUGUGCAGUCGUUAGAUGU